Molecule: messenger RNA, 993 nt
Organism: Heterostelium album PN500
Lineage: Eukaryota; Evosea; Eumycetozoa; Acytosteliales; Acytosteliaceae
Exons: 2
Coding region: 1-993 (330 amino acids)
Biological process (GO): extracellular matrix organization
Cellular component (GO): extracellular matrix
Molecular function (GO): carbohydrate binding; extracellular matrix structural constituent
Source: RefSeq, a predicted model, not a curated record
AUGAGAAAAGCACUUGUUUUAUUUUGUAUCUUUUUGAUUUGUUUGGCGGUGGUAUCUGCAAAGAAACCAAAAGACAGCGAUGAUCAACAGAAUCCAACAGACAAACCAAAUGACAAAGCUCCAGAGGUGACUGAUGGUGAUAAGCCAAAGGGUGAGGAUAAACCAAAGGGUGAUAAACCAAAGGGUGAUAAACCAAAGGGCGAUAAACCAAACGAUGGCGAUAAACCAAAGGAUGGUGAUAAACCAAAGGACGGUGAUAAACCAAAGGAUGGUGAUAAGCCAAAGGAUGGUGAUAAACCAAAGGAUGGUGAUAAGCCAAAGGGUGAAGAUAAGCCAACUGACAAGCCAACUGACAAGCCAACAGAUAAACCAACUGAGAAGCCAUCUGAUAAACCAACCGAUAAGCCAUCUGAUAAGCCAGAGAAACCAAAGGAUGGUGACAAGCCAUCUGAUAAACCAGAGAAACCAAAGGAUGGUGACAAACCAUCAGAUAAGCCAGCAAAGGAACCAAAGACUUCUGAUAAGCCAGAUGAUGCUGGAAAGAAUGAUACCAAGACCAAGGGUGGAAAAUCAAAGGACGAGGGUGCAAAGGGUGGUGCUGAAGAGAAGCCAAAGUCUCAAGAUCACUGCAGAGAUGAAGGUGCCAAGGGUGAACAUGUUGAAGUUGAUAAGAAGUCAUACAAUAUUACUACCAAGCUCAUUGGACGUUGGAAUGAUGGAAGCCGUGGCAAUCAAGUAUUUGCACAAUAUGAUAUCAUCUUUACCAAUCUCUCCAACAAAAAUCUAAAGAAUUUUGUCAUUGGAACAGAUCCAAAAACAUUCAAAGUUCGUGAUAACAAAGACAUUUGGAACGUCGAGAAAUCAAAGGAAGGUGAUCUUACACUCUCACCUUAUCAAACAUCAAUCAAUGUUGGUGCCAGCUACACCUUCGGUUUCAUUCUAGAAGGUGCAAAUCCACCAGAAUUAAAUGUCAAACAAAUCAUCUACCAAUGA